CCGAGAACGCGCCGUCUCCUGCGUGAGGAGAUCACAUACUCAGUUGCGAAAGAGCGGGAGGUCAAUGUCCUACACCAAUUGGGCUCCAUGACCAACAAAAUCGGUUCUUCAGCUACCUAUAUAACAAACGCGUCUGGAUGAAAGGAGUUGUUGUUCAUCGUCUGGGUUUAAGAUCCAUUGAAGUAUGCCAUGUGACAGACAUGAAGAAUUGGUUUGUGGCAGCUUCAACGUUUGCAUUCUAGUUACCAUUGAUACCUGGAAGGACAGGCAACAACAAGGUCAACGUGUUCUCCUUCGCUUCCCGCUUCCAUACCGUGUUGGAGAAGACUUCCGACCUGGAAAUGGGGAUGAAAAGAUACGAUGCGAGGCCGGUGCCUAUGCAUGGCUUGAAGAAACUGACCAGAUGUGCCAAUUCCACGAUUUUCACUCGAAUUGAUAACCUACCCUUUAUAAACCGAUGCUUUCGAUAUUUACAUCGCCGACUGUUGUCAUUUUUUGGCCUUCCAGUGCCUUCACGCUAUUACCGCCAUUCAAACAGAACCCAAACUUCUCAAGAUGGUGUCAUGGGUGCGGGAUAUCUGCUAAUCGAGUGCAUUGACCAAGAUGGAGAGACAAUGCUCUCAAACACUUGCCAAAUACCCUUGCCACACAUUGGCUCCUUCAUCAUUGACUACAAUGGAUUCUUGCGUUUAAGUAAUCGCCCCCUUUCAAUUGAGAUCCAACAGUUGGAGAAUGAGAAAAUCCCAACCCAUAUCCCUCGUGAUUACACCUAUUCUACUGUCGAGUCCUAUGUGAUGGACAUGCUCGCCAUCCAUGACAGUCAGCUCCAAAAUCAACCUAAUGCAGUGAACAAUCUAGAGGAUUGUGCCUCUCAAAUGUCUGCACUGGCGGCAAUGCGAACAAUAUUUCCAUUGUUUUUCCAGCAAAAGUUCCGCCGUGGACCUUUCACAUUUACAUUGACGGAUUUGCAUCAAAGCAAUAUAUUUGUUGAUGAUAACUGGCACAUCUCACGUCUGGUCGAUCUUGAAUGGGCAUGUUCUAGGCCAAUUGAAAUGGUCGAAAUGCCUUACUGGUUGACAAACAAGGGCGUGGAUGAGAUUGACGCUGAAGAAUAUAAUACCAUUCGAAUGGAACUAAUGGCCGCUCUGGAGACCGAGGAAACAAAACGAUCCAGCUCUGCUGGUUUAGCUGACAUUGGGAGAUCAAUACCGGGACUACCAGCUACCAUGGAACAGGUAUGGGCGUCGGGAACUUUCUCGCGCUCUCCAGUCCCACAGGCCUCUUCAGAAUAUUCUACAACCAUAUCCUCCCCUUGCUAUCCCAUCAUCUUUCUGAGGAAAUCGGGGAGGUCAUGCCCCUUUUAUGGGUGAAGGAUGUAGGGAAGUUUGUUGCGAACAAAAUCUCACAUAAGAAGAGAUAUGACCAAGACCUCCGGACGGCUUUCGAGGACCAUAACUAACAGUAGGCUAUCUACUGGCGAUACAUGAUAAAAAAGAUUUAAUACUCUGGUGCUCUUAUCUAGCUCCGAAAAUCCUCCUCACAAAAGAUUGUGCAACAAAUAUAUGGUUUGGUUACUGGAGGUGAAGCUUCCUAUGAUGUUACCAUACUCGCUGAUUUUUACUUUCUCCCCUUAUCAUGUCCUCCGCCUUCCUCCCCUUCUUUUCCGAAAUAUUUAUCAACUGCUUCACCCACAGCCCUAAAACCCUUCUUUGCCUGGUUUAUAUCCCUCUUCCGUUGAGCUGCUCUGCCCGAGGAACUGAGUUGUUGAAGCGCCCUUACAUCUGCCUUUACCCUCACAGUUGCUUCUUCGAUAGUUGCAGCUUCAUCAGAGCUACGUCGAUCGGCAUUGUCGGAAUCUUGUCCGUCGGGCAUCUUAAAAGACUCAUUCGGCCCAGAUCUGAACAGAGAUUAGAAUAUUUUAACGUAGAUAUAUUUAUUUCUUGUAAUCGUGCCGAACUUUGCGAUUAGAAAGGAUAUGAACCGUAGAUAUCAAGUGGGAGUAG
Molecule: messenger RNA, 2003 nt
Organism: Blastomyces dermatitidis ER-3
Lineage: Eukaryota; Fungi; Ascomycota; Eurotiomycetes; Onygenales; Ajellomycetaceae
Exons: 3
Coding region: 342-1370 (342 amino acids)
Source: RefSeq, a predicted model, not a curated record